UAUUCAAAAUAAUUUAUUCAUUUUUCUCAGAUUAUACCAAAAAUUCCACAUCUGGCCAAGAGCUCACAUAAUUUAAUACAAAUUAUGCUUGGAGUGUCUACGUCAUUUAUAAGUUUUUUUUUUUUGCUUAGUUACUAGAAACAGUUUACGCUUUAUACGCUUAGUAGGUGACCAGUUCCAGUGAAUAAAUUUAGUGUGAGGUGUGUUUCUCACACAGAGUAUAGGAAAUUGGAAGAUGAUGCUUGGACUUAUGCUGAGCAGGUUUUUGAAUUUUGUCUUUGGAUUUAUGGUCAAAGCCAGGGCCUAUAAAAUGGAAACGCCUAUCGCCACCGCGCGCUAAUAGGUGUGCAGCGGUCGAGGCAGCAGCAUCUCUCUAUAAGAUCUUCAUACUAAAAGAGGUGCACAGCCAAAAGCCAACAAUAGUGGAUAUAAAAUAUAAUUACAACAAAAGAUGAGGAUGUGCAAAGUGCGGAUGCUGCAGCUGCUGUUGCUGUUCGCCUGCUUAAGUGCUGUCUCAUUGCAAACGCUGCAAUUAUUUCCCAAGCUCACGAAAGUCAGCAACUUCGAUGACUUUCUACGGCAAACGGGAAAGAUCUACUUAGACGAAAAUGAGCUCGAGUUCCGCAAGAGCAUAUUUAUCAAAACGAAGACAGUUGUGGAUCUAUCCAACAUUUAUGUCACCAGCUAUACUCUCACCAUCAACGUGUUCUCCGAUAUGACAACGAAGGAAACAAACCCACUGCUUGGCUCUAAGCGCACAGCUAUUGGCGAAGAAUUAAUUUCGACCCACAUUAGCUUCUUGCCCGCCCGAAAGCCACUGGAGUCUCUGCCGGAAUCUUUUGAUUGGCGUGAGAAGGGAGGCGUUACUCCGCCCGGCUCACAGGGGCCGUGCGGUUCGUGCUGGGCGUUUGCGACGAUAAGUGCACUCGAGGGUCACCUGUUCCGGCGAACGGGUGUGCUCGUGCCGCUGUCGCAGCAGAAUCUGGUGGAUUGCGCCGACGCCUAUGGUACUGAAGGCUGCGACGGCGGCUUUCAGGAGUACGGCUUCGAGUAUAUACGAGAUCACGGAGUUACGCUGGCCAAUAAGUAUCCGUACGAGCAGUCCGAAAAUAUGGUUUGCCGGCAGAAUCAGACGGCUGGUGCACCUCCACGUGACAGCAUUGUCAAGGUGCGCGACUAUGCAAGCAUCCCGCCAGGCGAUCAGGAUUUAAUGAAGCAAAUUAUUGCCACGCUGGGUCCACUGGCCUGUUCCAUGAACGGAUCUCCCGUAUCCUUCCAGCAAUACAAGUCCGGCAUUUACGAUGACCCGGAGUGCAACAAUGAGGAGGUCAAUCACUCCGUCACUGUUGUUGGCUACGGCAGCGAAAACGGACGUGACUAUUGGAUUGUCAAGAACUCAUAUUCGCAGAACUGGGGCGAGGCUGGAUUCUUCCGACUAGCGCGCACUCCCAGCAAUUUCUGUGGCAUUGCCAGCGAGUGCAGCUACCCCAUACUGUAGAUACAUAUACAUAUAUACAUACAUCCCAGCUCCCCUUCUCGCUCUCCUAGCUUCACCAUUUUUUAAGUAUUUGCCUUUCAUUUGUCUAUUGUUU
Messenger RNA from Drosophila mojavensis, 1592 nucleotides. RefSeq names its product procathepsin L. The coding region runs from base 452 to 1498 and encodes 348 amino acids. Gene Ontology annotation, cellular component: lysosome. Gene Ontology annotation, molecular function: cysteine-type endopeptidase activity. Lineage: Eukaryota; Metazoa; Arthropoda; Insecta; Diptera; Drosophilidae. The transcript is spliced from 3 exons. The record is from RefSeq and is a predicted model, not a curated record.